This is a messenger RNA of Macrosiphum euphorbiae (potato aphid), 288 nucleotides long. Lineage: Eukaryota; Metazoa; Arthropoda; Insecta; Hemiptera; Aphididae. The record is from the annotation of a GenBank genome assembly.
AUGAACAAACAACAGAUUUUAACUUUGAUUAGUUAUUUAUCGUCCAGCGAAAGCGAUGAUGAUGAAUUGAUUUAUAACAUUAUUAAAGAGCCUGUUAUAGGACCUAAAAUUUAUAAUUUUAUUCUAAAUGUUGUUCACUCAUACUCAGAUAAACAGUUUAAAGCCAGCUUUAGAAUAGAAAGAACUACAGCAUAUUACAUAAUAAAAACAUUUGAAGAUUCUACUUUUUUCCCACAACAGCAUAUGUAUGAACCUCGUCAAACUUCAGAAAAUUAUAUUAUUUCAUAG